AUGUCACAAGAUGAACUCCGUAUCUGCCAAGCAGCCAAAGCCAAUUUUAUAUCUCUAUUAACCGAAGAAGAUGCGGUUUACGAGCAAGAUAUCCUCCGGAACCUCGGAAGCGCAACACCAUGGAUAUCAUACUUUAGUUUCAAAAUCCAACAUGGCACUGCGCAUGAACAAGCCUUUGUACUUGAGAGAGCCUGUCGCCAGCUUCCGCGCUCAUACAAGCUAUGGAAAGCCUCUGCGGACCACACAUCGGGCGCUGGUAUUGCUGAACAAAAUGCCCCGGAUAUGGGAAAUGUAUUUGAAGUUCCUCAUGCAACAGCCCAUAUUAACUUUCACGCGGCGGACAUUCGAUCGAGCACUUCGAGCCCUACCUUUAACCCAGCACAGCCGCAUCUGGGCCUUAUACCGCCCUUUGCAAAUUCAGCUGCGGGAAACACUGCAGCUAAGAUUUGGAGGAGAUAUAUGCAAAUUCGCCCAGAGGAUGCUGAAGACUUCAUUGGCCUUCUCACACAUCUCCAACGCUAUUCUGAAGCUGUCCACGUGUAUUUGGCCAUCUUAAAUAACCCUCGCUUUGUGAGCAAAUAUGGCAAAGGGGCGUACGAGCUCUGGAGUGAGAUGGUAGAUCUCUUGGUCGAACAUGCUACCCGAUUCGUAGAGUCUGAAAUCGAUGCAGAACGCCUCAUCCGCACCGGGUUAGCUCGAUUCCCUGACCAGAGGGGCAAACUAUGGUGUGGCCUUGCUGCGUACUGGGUAAGGAAAGGCUCCCUUGAUCAUGCAAGGGACAUCUUCGAAGAAGGAAUAACAACUGUCAUGACUGUGCGAGAUUUUGCUCUCAUCUUCGACUCGUAUGUGCAGUUCGAAGAGUCUGUAAUCGACAGUUUGAUGGAGUCAACGGAGCACCACCACGCCGACGCAGAUUUUGAACUUGAUCUCAGGAUCAUGCAUUUUGAUCAGCUCAUGGACCGCCGUCCUUUUCUGCUGAAUGAUCUUCACCUUCGACAAAACCCGAAUAACGUCGCAGAAUGGGAGAAACGAGCUAUUCUUUGGGGAGAUAAUGCAGCAGAAGUGAUUCGAACAUAUACAGAUGCUAUAGUUGCCAUCCAGCCAAGAAAAGCGUACGGAGCCUUCCACCAACUUUGGACAAAUUACGCCAAAUUCUACGAAAAGGGAGGUGACCUACAAACUGCUCGUGUCAUCAUGGAGAAGGCAGUCAAGGUGCCGUUCAAAUCAGUCGCCGAACUUGCGGACAUGUGGAUCGAAUGGGCUGAGAUGGAGCUCCGCAAUGACAACUUUAAUGAUGCUGUUCGCGUCAUGGCGAAGGCUGUACAGGCGCCGAAGCGCUCCACUGUGGACUAUUUCGAUGAGAAUUUAUCCCCGCAACAACGAGUUCACAAGAGCUGGAAACUAUGGAGCUUCUACGUUGACCUGGUUGAAAGUGUUAGCUCACUCGACGAAACUAAGAAAGUAUAUGAGCGCAUCUUUGAGCUCCGAAUUGCGACGCCGCAGACGGUCGUAAAUUAUGCCAGUCUUCUCGAGGAACACAAAUACUUUGAAGAAUCCUUCAAAAUUUAUGAGCGAGGCUUGGAUUUGUUCAGCUACCCUGUCGCGUUUGAGUUGUGGAAUUUAUACCUUGGCAAGGCAGUGGAUCGCCGCAUCAGCAUCGAACGCCUGAGGGACCUCUUCGAGCAAGCGAUCGAAGGUUGUCCCGCCAAAUUUGCAAAGGUCAUCUAUUUAAUGUAUGGGAAUCUGGAAGAGGAAAGAGGCCUUGCCCGACAUGCAAUGCGGAUCUACGAGCGAGCAACUCGUGCCGUUGCUGACGAAGACCGUGCCGACAUGUUCAAUUUUUACAUCACCAAAUCAGCAUCUAACUUCGGUCUACCUUCAACCCGUCCUAUCUACGAAAAGGCUAUAUCAACGCUUCCAGAUACUGAGGCGAGGGAUAUGUGUCUUAAAUUUGCUGACAUGGAGAAGCGUCUUGGAGAAAUCGAUCGAGCGCGUGCCAUCUAUGGUCAUGCAUCUCAGUUUUGUGACCCGAGAACCAAUCCCGAUUUUUGGUCGAAGUGGGAGGCAUUCGAAGUUCAACACGGAAAUGAAGACACGUUCAAAGAGAUGUUGCGUAUCAAGCGUAGCGUUCAGGCCCAGUAUAACACUGACGUCAAUUUUAUUGCUUCGCAGGCAAUUGCUCGUGGACAUGCGCAGGAGAUUCCCGGGGUAGAGGGGAUUGAUGAUGCGAUGGCAAUGUUGGAACGACAAGCCAAGGCGCCGGCCGGCUUCGUUGCCGCAAAACAUCACGGUGUCGUGAAUCAGAACUUGAGCACUACGACGCAAAACUCAGCCAACCCUGAUGUCCUCGACAUCGAUGAUAUUGACGAUUAG
Molecule: messenger RNA, 2373 nt
Organism: Parascedosporium putredinis
Lineage: Eukaryota; Fungi; Ascomycota; Sordariomycetes; Microascales; Microascaceae
Source: the annotation of a GenBank genome assembly